This is a messenger RNA of Asparagus officinalis (garden asparagus), 1970 nucleotides long. RefSeq names its product phenylalanine ammonia-lyase-like. Gene Ontology annotation, cellular component: cytoplasm. Gene Ontology annotation, biological process: L-phenylalanine catabolic process. Gene Ontology annotation, molecular function: ammonia-lyase activity. The record is from RefSeq and is a predicted model, not a curated record. Lineage: Eukaryota; Viridiplantae; Streptophyta; Magnoliopsida; Asparagales; Asparagaceae.
GUGGCGGCGGUCGCGAUGGGGGAGGGGAGGGUGGAGCUGGCAGAGGCGGCGAGGGAGGGGGUGAAGGCGAGCAGCGAUUGGGUGAUGGAGAGCAUGGGGAAGGGCACCGACAGCUACGGGGUUACCACGGGGUUCGGGGCGACGUCCCACCGCAGAACUAAGCAGGGAGGUGCCCUCCAGAAGGAGCUCAUCAGAUUCCUCAACGCUGGAAUCUUCAGCUCCGGCAACAACCCGACAAUCGAAGCCAUCACCUCCUUCCUAAACACCAACAUCACCCCCUGCCUCCCUCUCCGAGGAACCAUCUCAUCCUCCGGCGACCUUGUUCCUCUCUCCUACAUCGCCGGAAUGCUCACUGGACGUCCGAACUCCAAAGCCAUCAGCCCUGACGGCACCCACAUCGACGCUGCCGAGGCAUUCAAGCUCGCCGGAAUCCCCAGCGGAUUCUUUGAGCUGCAGCCUAAAGAAGGCCUUGCGCUGGUCAAUGGAACCGCUGUUGGCUCUGGCCUCGCCUCCACCGUCCUCUUCGAGGCCAACAUCCUCGCCGUUUUGUCGGAGAUCAUCUCUGCCGUGUUUUGCGAGGUGAUGCAGGGGAAGCCGGAGUUCACCGACCACCUCACCCACAAGCUUAAGCAUCAUCCGGGUCAGAUCGAAGCAGCGGCGAUCAUGGAGCACAUCUUGGACGGAAGCUCGUACAUGCAAAUGGCUAAGAAGGUCCACGAGCUCGACCCCCUUCAGAAACCGAAGCAGGAUCGGUAUGCCUUGAGGACAUCACCGCAAUGGCUCGGCCCUCAGAUUGAGGUCAUCCGCUCGUCCACCAAAUCCAUCGAGCGUGAGAUCAACUCAGUCAAUGACAACCCACUGAUCGAUGUCUCGAGGAACAAGGCCCUCCACGGUGGCAACUUCCAGGGGACGCCUAUCGGUGUUUCCAUGGACAAUACUAGACUUGCCAUCGCAGCCAUUGGGAAGCUCAUGUUUGCUCAGUUAUCCGAGCUCGUCAAUGAUUUCUACAACAAUGGCCUUCCGUCCAAUCUCUCCGGAGGCAGAAACCCUAGCUUGGACUAUGGAUUCAAAGGAGCAGAGAUAGCCAUGGCUUCCUACUGCUCUGAGCUCCAGUACCUUGCCAACCCGGUAACCAACCAUGUCCAAAGUGCAGAGCAACACAAUCAGGACGUCAACUCUUUGGGACUAAUUUCCUCCAGAAAGACAGCUGAAGCUGUAGAGAUCCUGAAGCUCAUGACGUCCACUUUCCUGGUCGCCCUCUGCCAGGCCAUCGAUCUGAGGCACUUGGAGGAGAAUCUAAAACAGGCAGUCAAGAACACUGUCAGCCAAGUAUCAAAGAGAGUUCUAACGACAGGAGUCAACGGUGAGCUCCACCCAUCGAGGUUCUGCGAGUUGGAACUGAUCAAGAUGAUCGAUAGAGAGUAUGUGUUCGCCUACAUCGAUGAACCUUGCAGCUACAACUACCCAUUGAUGCAGAAACUGAGACAAGUACUCGUAGAGCAUGCACUGAACAAUGGAGAGAAGGAAAAGGAUGUGAAGACUUCCAUCUUCCAAAAGAUUGCUGCCUUUGAAGAGGAGCUCAAGGCAGUUCUGCCGAAAGAAGUGGAGGCUGCUCGGGUAGCAGUGGAGGCUGGUAAUGCACAAAUCGGCAACAGAAUAAAGGAGUGCAGGUCAUACCCCUUGUAUAAGUUUGUAAGGGAGGAGCUCGGGACAGGGCUUCUUACAGGAGAGAAGGUCAGGUCGCCAGGAGAGGAAUUCGACAAGGUAUUUGUUGCUAUUUCUGAGGGGAAGGUCAUCGAUCCGAUGCUCGAAUGCCUCAGAGAUUGGAAUGGCGCACCCCUUCCCAUAUGUUAAAAUUACGGGUUUACAGUAUAGUGUUUCUAUACGACCUUCUUUUCUGUUUACAUCUUCUGUGAGAAACCUGGAAGGGGGGUAAGAAGCAAAAAUGUAUGUCAAAGAUAUUGCUGCUA